CGACACAAUGAUGCAAGGACUCCAUCAUCAUCAGCAACAACUUGCAGCGCUUCUCUCCGUUGCUCUUCCAAAGGACGAUUCAUCCUCGUCCACCGCCCCUUCCGACGACGAUGACUCUCCUCGACUCGCUGCCAUUAACUCACUUCACCGCGCAAUUGUAUAUCCGCACAAUUCGCUCCUUGUCACUCACUCCGCCGCUUUCCUCACCCAAGGUUUUUCUCAACUGCUGUCUGAUAAAUCUUAUGCUGUGCGUCAGGCAGCAGUUAUAGCCUAUGGUGCUCUCUGUGCUGUCAUUUGUUCAAUUCCUGUUGCAUCAAAUGGAAGACAGAACCAUGUCAUACUUGCAAGUUUAGUUGACAGGUAUGGUUGGGCGUUGCCAUUAUUAAGUAAUGUUGGUGCAGUUGAUGGGACUAAGGAAUUGGCGUUGGAUGGUCUGCGAGAGUUUCUUAAUGUUGGAGAUGUUGUUGGAUCUGAGAGGUAUGUUUUGCCGAUUCUCAAAGCAUGCCAGCUACUCUUUGAGGAUGAGAGAACCUCCUUGAGUUUAUUGCAUCGACUUCUGGGAAUUAUAACAUUGAUCUCGGUGAAAUUCUCAAGAAGCUUUCAACCUCAUUUUCCAGACAUUGUUGACCUCCUUCUUGGAUGGGCAUUGGUACCAGACCUUGCUGAAUCAGAAAGGCGUGUUAUAAUGGAUAGCUUCUUGCAAUUUCAGAAACAUUGGGUUGGUAGCUUGGCUAUGUCUCUAAGGUUACUGACAAAGUUGGGUGACAUGGAGGUCUUGCUUCAAGAUGGAACACCUGGAACCCCACCUCAAUUUCGAAGGCUUCUGGCAUUACUUUCUUGCUUCUCAACAAUUCUGCAAUCUACUGCUUCUGGGUUGCUGGAAAUGAAUCUUCUUGAACAAAUAAGUGAACCCCUUAGCACAAUGCUACCUCACUUGUUGAGAUGCUUAUCAGUGGUUGGGCAAAAAUUUGGAUGGUCUGAAUGGAUUGAAGACUUUUGGAAGUGUUUGACCCUAUUAGCAGAAAUAUUGUGUGAACAAUUUUCAAAUUUUUAUCCUCUUGCUGUUGAUAUCUUAUUUCAAAGCUUGAACAUGGACGCUACAACUCACCAUGCUGGAUAUAGGAAAAUUACAUCCUUUCAAGUUCACGGGGUUCUGAAAACUAAUCUUCAAUUAUUAUCAUUGCAAAAGCUUGGCCUCCUUGCAUCAUCUGUGCAGAAGUUAUUGCAGUUUGAUGCACCAAUUUCUCAGCUGCGGUUCCAUCCAAAUCAUUUAGUAACAGGAAGUUGUGCUGCAACUUAUAUUUUCUUGCUUCAACAUGGAAAUGAAGAAGUUGUCAAUGAAGCAGUUACCUCAAUGAUGAAAGAGCUGGAGGUGUUGAAGGCUAUGCUAGGAAAAAAAAUUCAUCAUACAAAUGAUUUCAAUAGUGUCACAACUUCAAGAACAUUUUCUAAGCUUGAAUUAUUUUCAUUAAUCAAGUUUGAUUUGAAAGUUCUACUGGCAUGUGUUCCCUUGGCUGUGGAUAGCAAUUUGACUGGCCGAACAGAAAUUGUUGCCAUGUAUGUUAGGAGGUCAGAAAAGUUGGUGUCUUUUAUUACGGAAAAGCUGAAUCCUUUUGAAAUCCCUAUUCAACCUUACUUGGAGUUGCAGGUUGCCAUUUUCAAGUCACUAGAGAGGCUGACUACAAUUGAGCUCAUGAUCAAGUGCUCUGUGAGAGACCGGAAUUAUGAUAAUGAUUUUAUAGAAUUUCCAACUAAAAAGGAGAGUAGCGCUGACCAUUUAAGUGAUGGCCAUUCAGCUUUGAUUACUGGCUAUCUAGCCAAGUAUAGCUUGCUCCUGAUUAAAGGCCUUCAGGUUUCGUCUCCUCUUGCAGUUAAACUGGCAGCCCUACAUUGGGGCCAAAAGUUCUGUGAGAUUGUUAUGGCUAUUAAUGAGAUCUCAAAUGCAAAUGCUUAUUCCUAUGAACCAUGUGGACAUGCUAAUAUUGUAGUGAAAUUAGUUUUCUCACUCUUAGGUGCUACAUUUGACAGAGAAAUUGAAGUGAGAUCACAUGUUGCAAUAACUUUAGAGGUGUUUCUGCGAGCAAAACUUUUACAUCCGGUGUGUUUUUAUCCUCUAGCUGAAGUGAUACUUGAGAAACUUGGUGAUCCAGUUGUUGAGAUACGGGAUGCAUAUGUGAGGUUACUUGCCCAUAUUUUGCCUACUACUGUAUAUGCUUGUGGCCUUUAUGAUUAUGGGAGAUUUAGGCAUGUUAACCUGAGCUUAGGCAAUGCUUCCAACUUGCACUGGAAGCAAGUAUUUUCCCUGAAGCAGCUGCCUCUGCAACUGCAUUCACAACAACUUGUGUCUAUCUUAAGUUUCAUUUCACAGAGAUGGAAGGUGCCUCUUUCUUCCUGGAUUCAGAGGCUCAUUCACAGCUGCAAGAGUUCAAGAGAUUCUAUUUUUAGUCAGCCUGAAGAUACUGGAACUUUUGGUGCUAAUGCUGUAUGGUUGGAUGUAAAAGUGGAUGAAGACAUUCUUGAAAGAAUAUGUUCUGUCAACUCAUUAGCUGGUGCCUGGUGGGCUGUACAAGAAGCUGCUAGGUAUUGUAUUGCUACGCGUCUUAGGACCAAUCUUGGUGGACCUGCUCAAACAUUCGCUGCCCUAGAGCGCAUGCUUUUGGAUGUUGCUCACCUUCUACAUCUUGAUAAUGAGCAAAAUGAUGGAAAUUUAAGCAUGAUAGGAUCUUCUGGUGCUCAUCUAUUGCCAAUGAGAUUAUUGCUGGAUUUUGUUGAGGCUCUAAAGAAAAAUGUAUAUAAUGCAUAUGAGGGUUCUGUCAUUUUACCAUCUGCUACCCGCCAGAGUUCUUUGUUCUUUCGAGCUAACAAAAAAGUUUGUGAAGAGUGGUUUUCUCGUAUAUGUGAACCAAUGAUGCAUGCUGGAUUGGCUCUACAUUGCAAUGAUGCUAUUAUUCAAUACUGCACUCUACGUUUGCAGGAGCUGAAAAAUCUUUCCAUGUCAGCUUUGAAGGAAAAAUCAAGAGCUCAAGUAGCUGAGAACUUACAUAGUAUCAGAGGAAGGUAUAAAGCAGAUGUCUUAAAAGUUUUAAGGCACAUGUCACUAUCUCUUUGCAGGAGUUUUGAACCAGAGUCUUUGAUUGGCUUGCAAAAUUGGGUUUCAAUAACAUUCUCUUCCUUAUUUGGGGAUGAUAACCAAUCCUUCAAUGACUCUGGCACAGCCAGCCCUCUUUCAUGGAUAACAGGGCUUGUAUAUCAGGCAAGAGGUGAAUAUGAAAGUGCUGCUGCUCAUUUUACUCACUUGUUACAAACAGAGGAGUCACUUAGUUCUCUUGGUUCUGAUGGUGUGCAAUUUGUCAUUGCACGAGUAAUUGAGAGUUAUACUGCUGUAUCAGAUUGGAAAUCUCUUGAAAGUUGGCUAUUAGAGCUGCAACUACUUCGUUCUAAGCAUGCUGGAAAAAGCUAUUCUGGGGCUCUAACUAUGGCUGGAAAUGAAAUUAAUGCAAUCUAUGCGUUGGCACGCUUUGAUGAGGGUGAUUACCAGGCUGCUUGGUCUUGCCUAGAUUUGACACCUAAAAGUAGCAGUGAACUCACCCUUGAUCCAAAAAUAGCAUUGCAACGGAGUGAGCAGAUGCUUUUGCAAUCAUUGCUUUUCCAAAAGGGGGGAAAGAGUGAUAAAGUGAUUCUUGAUUUGCAGAAGGCUAGAUCAAUGUUGGAGGAGCCUCUAUCUAUUUUGCCACUUGAAGGGUUGGCUGAAGCAACACCUCUUGCUGUUCAGUUGCACUGCAUUUUCUUAUUAGAAGAGGAUUGCAAGCUUAAAUCAACACAUGACGAGGCCAAACAUGCUCAGUCAAUAUUAAAUUCCUAUAUUAAGUCGGUGCCAUCUUCUAUUAGCAAAAUCCGUCAAGAUUGUAGUCCAUGGUUGAAGGUUCUUCGAGUAUACCAAGCAAUGUUCUCAACUUCUUCAGUUUGUAUGGAGCUCUGCAUGAAUUUGCUGAAUUUAGCCCGAAGACAAAGAAACCUAUUGUUGGCAAAUCGUUUGAAAAACUGUCUCAAAGAUUGCAUAUCCAGUUGUCCUGAAGAGAGGCAUCGUGAUCUUCUCUCUUUAAAUUUACAGUAUGAGAGCAUUCUGCUACUGUAUGCAGAAAACAAGUUUGAAGAUGCUUUCACAAACCUCUGGUCAUUGUUGCGUCCUUGUAUGGUUUCUUUAGAUUAUAGAAUGUCUGACGUUGAUGAGAAGAUUCUGAGGGCCAGAGCAUGCUUGAAGCUUGCAAAGUGGCUGAGGCAAAAUUAUUCUGAUUGGACUCCCAAUAAUGUAGUUCUUAACAUACUUGCAGAUUUUGAAAGGGCUGAAAUCCCUUCAGUUGAUGAGGAUGGCAAUGAAGAGAAUAUGAGAUUUAAGCAUAGUGGGUCAGGUUACUGAGGAGAUUGUUGGCACAUCCACAAAGUUGUCUACUUGCAUUUGCCCCACCAUGGGCAAGUCAUGGAUUUCUUAUGCCUCUUGGUGUUUCAAGCAAGCCAAGGACUCACAACUUAAUAAUAAUGAAGCUGCCCUUCGUUCGUGCUUCUCU
Messenger RNA from Prosopis cineraria, 4565 nucleotides. RefSeq lists its product as uncharacterized. Gene Ontology annotation, biological process: nuclear-transcribed mRNA catabolic process, nonsense-mediated decay; phosphorylation. Gene Ontology annotation, cellular component: nucleus. Lineage: Eukaryota; Viridiplantae; Streptophyta; Magnoliopsida; Fabales; Fabaceae. The record is from RefSeq and is a predicted model, not a curated record. Gene Ontology annotation, molecular function: protein serine/threonine kinase activity.